AUGUCUAAACAAACAAUUUAUCUCCAACCGCUGGACUGGGAGUCAAACCCAAUUGAGAAACUGAAGCUCUCCACCAUUGACACCAUCCCCAACUGCGCAUACAACAACUACGCCAUUUUCUUCCGCCUCCAGGAUGAAGAAAAAAGCCGCGCCGUGGAGCUGCUGAAAUCUGGGCUGAAGUGUACCCUCGCUCAGGUUAAACAUUUAUGCGGAACAAUGGAGAAGGACGAGCAGGGACGAUAUUCAUUUGUUCAAAAGCGGGAGUCGAGGGUUCAGGUUGUCAUCCACGAUAUGGAUCCAAAUGCCGGCACUCCAACUCUGGAUGACAUCGAAAAGGGCCAUUUUGGAGGCGAGACCUUGAAGGAUAUUAGUCUCUGGAGCAUUCCAACAAUGACAUGGGGAGAGCGUCCUGAGGCAAACCCAGACAACCGCCCUGCCGUGUCCGCAUACCAAAUUAACCUGUGCGCCGGUGGUCUGGUCUUGGUCGUCCAGGUCCAUCAUUACGCCCUGGACGCAAUAGCGUUCAAAAACUACAUCAUGCAACUUGCGGCCAAUUGUGCAGCCCUGGCCAAUUCGACGCCCUUGCCGUCAUUCGACCCAGCAAACCUAGACGCAUCGCGCUUGACGAUCGAAGUUCCGGCUGAUAAGCUGACCGACGGCCCGCCCGCACCUCGGAGGAACCCAAACCACCGGACGCAGCAGGCGGUGCUGCUCCACCUGCCCAAAAGCAAAGCGGCCGAGCUAAAGAGGCUCGCCACGCCCGAGGGCGGCGACCGGGUGUCUAUGUACGAUGCCUCGUGUGCCUACCUCUGGCGUGUCCUAAGUAAAGUGAGGGUUGCUCUGUACGAACCCUCGCGAGAUACGGUUUUGUGGUGGGGCGAGGCUAUCAACCUACGACCGCGGCUUUGCCGCCCACCCUUGCCCCAGGGACUGAUGCGCAACGCGUUGGGCUGCGCUAUCUCAGAUACGAGCCCUGUUCCCCCAUUGACGGUCGGCGAAGUUGUGGACGAGGCGCCUCUGAGCAAGCUAGCAUCCUAUAUCCGCGCGCUGACAAACGGCUGCGACAACGAACACAUCAACAAACUGCUGGCUGGCGUGGCACCCGUCCGGGACAAAAGUACUUUGAGCCUGCGACUAGACUCAUACCCGCCCAUGAGCAUGUUUGUGACUGAUCACAGGCCUGCCGACGUUAGCAGUUUUAACUUUGGGUUCGGGAAGCCGAUUACGUAUAGACACUUGUUCGGCGGCUUUUCGACGGAGGGUGCUGUUAUUAUGUAUCCCCCUGUCAGGUCCACGAACCCCGACGAAGGCUGCGUUUUUUCGGUAACUAUGGAAAAAGAGCUUGUGGGUAAAAUGAGAGCAAUGCGCGAGUUUUCCGACUUUUUCGAAUAUCGCGGUGUCGACUAG
This is a messenger RNA of Pyricularia pennisetigena, 1407 nucleotides long. RefSeq lists its product as uncharacterized. The coding region runs from base 1 to 1407 and encodes 468 amino acids. The record is from RefSeq and is a predicted model, not a curated record. Lineage: Eukaryota; Fungi; Ascomycota; Sordariomycetes; Magnaporthales; Pyriculariaceae. The transcript is spliced from 2 exons.